This is a messenger RNA of Acanthoscelides obtectus, 312 nucleotides long. The record is from the annotation of a GenBank genome assembly. NCBI's taxonomy places the organism in Eukaryota, Metazoa, Arthropoda, Insecta, Coleoptera, Chrysomelidae.
AUGUUCGCUAUAGCUACAAAACUCUUAGUAAAGCUGUCUCUUGGUUCUGCACGAAGCUCAAAUAAGACUGGAGUGCUACCCCUCAGGUUGGGAUCUGCACUGUCCAUCCGUGACGGAGAUGAACCUUCAGAUAUUAUCAAACCGUGUUUACUACAGCGAUCGGUUACAGAAAAGUCCAGCAAGUGUAUCAUAAAAUGGAAGGGUUGUAGAACCGCACCCACCGCUAGGUCGUCACCAUCCGCUUGCAUCAGAGUGAAAGACGACAGAACAGGUGUUAUGGAAAUCUGUAUUGGAGACAAUACUAAAUCGUAG